CUGUGAGUUCACGACUCCACUAAUACACACUUGCAAUCAUGACGAACGCCCUUAGUCGCAUCCUGACGCCUGUUGACUGCACCUGCAAAGAUUUCAAUCAUCCAUGGACGGAUAGCUGUGCAAAUGCGUCAGCGGGCAUCUUACUGGGCGCAAUACCAUACAGCUUGCGCAUCUACACAUUUGUCUAUGCGUUAUCACUCAUAAUGCGCCAUCGCUUACCAAACCUUACCGACCUUAAACGCACCCUACUCGGCAUAUUGCAAUCGUCCGCCUUCCUCGCCUUCAAUAGCUAUUCAUUCAUUAUGUUUAAUUGCCUGUUACGUAAAUUAAUCGGUCACUAUUAUUGUGCCACUGUUGCUUUCGUACCCUGUUUUAUCUCCAGUUUUGCGUCGAUACUGGUCGAACGACCAGCACGUCGUCCUCUGUUAACACUGUACGUAGCGAAUUUGGCUACGGAGACGCUCUGGCAAAUGGCCGAGGUACGCGGUUAUGUGCGUUCGAUACCACAAGGACAAGCUCUAAUCUUCGGCAUUAGCAUAUCAACACUAUUAUAUCUCUAUCGUUUAGGUCUCCAUAAGACGACAUGUAAAGAUUCAUUAUUCAAUAUAUUACGUUUCUUUGUUGGUAAAACGGAAGAAGGACCGAUCGUGCCGAAAGAGCCGGUGGCGCCUACACCGCAACGAUUGCGUGCACCACUCGAUUUCCGAAGCAUAAAUAUAUUGGUCCUGCUGUAUGCACGCUUUUUGGAUGCGGCGAAGAGUCGACACCCCUCAUGUCCACAUCGUGAUAAUUGUUGGCAUUAUGCGUUUGUGGGUGGUCUCAAGCCUUUCGUCGGCGGUGUGGGUCUGCAAGUGGCAUUGCGUUUAAUUAGGAAUUUAAAGAAAAUUGUACAAAUGAAAUUCGAUGUGCGGAAGUCUAUAUUUAAUAAGCAGACACUGGAUUUGGGAAUAUUAUUGGGUUGCUUCUCAUUCAUAUACAAGGGUGUUUCGUGUACCUUGCGGCAUAGCUUUGGACGGGAUGAUCCACUCUUCGCCAUACCAGCUGGUCUUUUGGCCAGCGUGUCCUUCACUAAAUAUCCCGAUGUAACGGUGGCAUUGUAUGUUAUGUGGAAAGCAUUGCAAAUAAACUACAAUUUAGGCAUUAAGGAAGGCAUUCU
Bactrocera oleae (olive fruit fly) is the source of this 1156-nucleotide messenger RNA. The record is from RefSeq and is a predicted model, not a curated record. NCBI's taxonomy places the organism in Eukaryota, Metazoa, Arthropoda, Insecta, Diptera, Tephritidae.